Molecule: messenger RNA, 1437 nt
Organism: Psammomys obesus (fat sand rat)
Lineage: Eukaryota; Metazoa; Chordata; Mammalia; Rodentia; Muridae
Gene: Tspan31
Product: tetraspanin 31
Exons: 6
Coding region: 130-762 (210 amino acids)
Cellular component (GO): membrane
Source: RefSeq, a predicted model, not a curated record
UGCAGACGCAGAGUAUUGGUUUGGCUGGCUUGGAUUUAAAGUGGUAGAAGCUGUGGGAGUUCUACAAGACGGUCCCCAAAACCUUCCCCUCAAGUCCUUGGGACCAUUUGGGUCCCCAGAACUGAGGAGAUGGUUUGCGGCGGAUUUGCCUGUUACAAGAAUGCGCUGUGCGCUCUCAACGUGGUUUAUAUGCUUGUGGGCUUAUUGCUCAUUGGCGUGGCUGCCUGGGGCAAGGGCCUGGGUCUGGUGUCCAGCAUUCACAUUAUUGGAGGAGUCAUUGCUGUGGGUGUCUUCCUUCUCCUCAUUGCAGUGGCAGGCCUAGUGGGCGCGGCAAACCACCACCAAGUGCUGCUCUUCUUUUACAUGAUCAUCCUUGGUUUGGUCUUCAUUGUCCAGUUUGGAAUCUCUUGCUCAUGUCUGGCUAUUAACAGAAACAAACAGGCAGAUGUCAUCAGUGCUUCCUGGUGGGUCAUGAGCAACAGUACCCGGCAUGAAUUUGAGAGAAAUUUUGACUGUUGUGGCUUGUUCAACCGCACCACCCUGCACCUACAAGAUGAGACUUCCUGCAGUGCAAUGUGCAAGACCAGGAGCUCUGCAUGCCAGAUGUGUGGAGAGAAGUUCCUCAAACAUUCAGACAAAGCCCUGAAAAUCCUAGGUGGUGUUGGGCUCUUCUUUAGCUUCACAGAGAUCCUUGGUGUUUGGCUAGCAAUGAGAUUCCGGAAUCAAAAAGACCCUCGAGCCAACCCCAGUGCCUUUCUAUGAGACCUUUGACCCCCCAGGUAGGGUCUCUGCAUCCCAGGCUGGUUUCCAGCUCGCUACACAGCCAAGGAUAACUUUGACUUCUGGAUUCUUCAGCCUCAGCCUCCAGUGCUAGGAUCACAGGUGUGUGUCACCACACUCAGCAAGUCUCUGGAUCCUUCUGAUGGCUCUGCUCUUCCUGUGUCUCCCCCUAAAUCCUCAAAAACCUAGAGUGGUUACCCCAAUCCCCAUGUUUUUCUGUUUUAAAGAAGGCCCCCUUGCCUCACUCCUUAAAACAGAUGAAGUGAUGCCUCUCUCAGAGGAUCUAGCACGCUCCUAGAAGCCUUUCACGGCUGCUUUCCCUCCCCUCAACACCUUUGGGUCCAAGGACAAAUCAGAACAGUAUCAAAGGGAAACCAGCCAGCCUGGGGUGGGGGCCAGAGCUGUAACCUAGGGCCCCACACAGGCUAGGCAAGUGUUUGUGUAGAUGAGCUGUCCCAGUCAGGACCAGAGUGAAGCAGCAAACCUAAAACUAAAGCCAUUUUAACCAAAUCUUCAAAGAAAGGAUUUGAAAGACCGUUUCUAAGCUUGUCGGCCAAAAAGCUGGACUGCCUGCCUAGGGCCUUGCAGGGAACUUUCUUCAUUGUGGUUUCUCAAAGCCAAUCAGAAAAAAAAAAAUUAAAGAAAAAAAAAAGCACA